AUGCCACAAAACGAAACUACUGCACUGCGCCAAACGGCGACGUCCGACCUCGACGAGUUGGAGGUCCAAGCAGAGGAAACAGUGACCACUGGUCACGAUCAGGCUGAAACAAGUCGACAUGGCGUGAAAACAAAAAGGGCUUGUGUUCUCAUCGGCUCUGGGAUAAUUCAAUUGCCAAUAUGGGGAUUCGCAAUGAGCUACGGCGUCUUCCAGGAGUACUUCACCAGCAACUGGUCCCUGAGCGGCAGCAACGAGAGCACGGGCGUGAUCGGCACGACGUUCAACGGCAUAAUCUACAUCUCGAUGCCAUUCCUCUUCGCGCUGUUCACCAAACGAUGGGCUCGCUGGCGGCAGACGGCCGCGCUGUGCGGCAGUCUUCUCACCUGCGCCAGCUUCCUCCUCUCGUCGCUGAGCAGCGACGUGUGGCACCUGGUUGCGACGCAGGGCGUACUGGCGCCGCUGGGCUGCGCCCUCGUCUUCAGCCCGGCCACGCUGUCCCUAGGCGAGUGGUUCGGGGCGGGCGGCAACCGCGCGCUCGCGUACGGCGUGACGCUAUCGUGCAAGAACAUCGUCGGCUCCGCGUGCCCGUUUCUGCUGCGCGCGCUGCUCGACAGGUUCGGCUUCCGCACGGCGGUGAGGGUCUGGGCGGCCAUCGUCGCCGCGACCAGCAUCCCCGCCAUCCUGCUGAUCCCGACGCACCCGUCCAGCCUCGAAAUGGGCCGCCCGGGCGCGCCGCCGCGGUCACGCCGCCUCCCGUGGCACUUCCUCCGCCACAGGACCAUCUACGUCUACGCCGGCGCUAUCCUGCUCCAGAGCGCUGGGUACGGCAUCCCGCAGACGUACCUCAAUACUUAUGCGCACGACGUCGCCGGCCUGUCACAGGCGUCGGCCACGCUGCUGCUGACCGUGUUCAACUUGCCGGGCAUCGUCGCGUCGUCCUUCUUCGGCUUCCUGUGCGACAACAAGCGCCUCGCGCUCUCGGCGGCGACGGUGACAUUGAUCCCUGCUGUCGGGUCGGCGCUGGCCGCGUUCCUGUUCUGGGGACUUACCUCGCAGGGCAGCAUGGCCCUGCUGGUGUUGUUCUCAGUCACGUUUGGUUUCUUCGCGGGCGGGUACUCCGCGACAUGGGGCAGCGUUCUGAACGAGCUGGAGGGCGAGGCCAGGGACAGCAACGAGGCGGUUGACACGGGGAUGCUCUAUGGCCUCCUAAACGGCGCGAGGGGCAUUGGGUAUGUCAGUGGCGGCCUGAUUGGGCUGCCUCUGCUCAGGGCUGGGGGCCAGGCUUCGAUGGGGGCGUUUGGCUACGGCACGACGUAUGGGCCGCUGAUUGUGUUCACGGGCCUAUCCUCGGUGCUUGGGGGCUGGGCUGUCUUGUGGAGGUCGCACAAGUUGAUGACUUUCUUGUGA
This is a messenger RNA of Diaporthe amygdali, 1407 nucleotides long. RefSeq lists its product as uncharacterized. Gene Ontology annotation, biological process: transmembrane transport. Gene Ontology annotation, molecular function: transmembrane transporter activity. Lineage: Eukaryota; Fungi; Ascomycota; Sordariomycetes; Diaporthales; Diaporthaceae. The record is from RefSeq and is a predicted model, not a curated record. Gene Ontology annotation, cellular component: fungal-type vacuole membrane. The transcript is spliced from 2 exons. Bases 1 to 1407 code for a protein of 468 amino acids.